CCCGUAGCCCCGCCCUCCCUGUGUUUCCAGCCCUGCCUACCGGCGCAGCCUGAGCCGCCGAGUGCCGGUCAGCGGGCGCCGAGAAAUGGACCAAAUGGACCAGUUUUGACAAGAUGUAGUGUGACAACACUUCCGAUUGGACAUGUUCAGUCAUGGCAUCCGAAAUCUGUAAGACGAUCUCUGUGGCCAGGCUUGAAAAGCACAAGAAUUUGUUCUUAAAUUACAGGAAUCUGCAUCAUUUUCCACUGGAGUUACUGAAGGAUGAGGGGCUGCAGCACCUGGAGAGGCUCUAUAUGAAAAGGAACUCCCUGACAACCUUGCCAGAAAACCUUGCUCAGAAGCUUCCAAACCUUGUGGAACUGUACCUUCACUCAAAUAACAUAGUUGUGGUUCCAGAAGCCAUCGGGUCCCUUGUGAAACUCCAGUGUCUGGAUCUCAGUGACAAUGCCUUAGAGAUCGUUUGCCCAGAAAUUGGUCGUCUGAGAGCGUUGCGUCAUCUUCGAUUAGCUAAUAACCAGCUACAAUUCCUACCUCCAGACUUUGGUUCUGAAACACUGUCUACAUUCUUGACACAUGAAGAUGACAUGGCCACUUCAGUGCCUCUGCAUGUUGUGUAAAGAAAACCUUAAAAGUGAAGAAGGACAAAGAGAUGUCUUAAUAAGACACAUAUACUGUACAAACAAAACCUAAAUUAUAUAUAAAUACACCCCACCCAGCAUGCCUUCCUUUUCCCACUACCUGCCCAAAGCAAUGCCAAAGGCUCGUCUCUCUAAGACCCAUGCAGCGUACGAAACGCCAACCAUCCCUAGCCUUGCAGAUACAUCAGUCAUCUGCAGCCUAUUGGUGGUUCUGCAAGUGCAGGGAAGCGGUUUCCCCGGAAGCAUUAUUACUCUUGGCUGAGAUCCCGGGACUUAAUCUUCCCGGUGACCAAACUGGAUCCCACUGUAUCUACCAGGGAGGCAGCACUACCUGCUCAGAAGCUCCAGAGGCACCGCUCAGGGAUACUGGGAAGAGUCUCAGAAGAGAAAGUGUACAAUGAGCUAACAGUCUAGGUUAAUAUAAAUUCUUUCUCAGUAAGUAAUUUGGGGCAACUUGCUUCUGCUUUACACUGCAUUGUGGAAUCAUUCUCAUAGUAUACUAUUAAAAACUGAUAUAUAGUUAUUUUAAAAGCUAUCUAUGUAAUCACCUCUUAUAUGCUUUCCAUUAAUUUAAUAACAACUUAAUGAGCUAUUAUGUAAAUCUAAGGAGUAGUUAGCCUUAAGGAAGCCAAUACUGUGCUAAUUCACAGGAAGGAGAAAAAGCAACGCAAACAAAAGUUCACAUCAUCAACAAGAACUUUAGAGUUUUGUCAAAGUGUUGCAAAAAUGUCCCCCAAAGCAUUUAUAGCAAUUUAUGUUAAGAAGCCAAAGUUGAGGGAUAAGGAGAACGCACUCAAAUUCUUUAAGGUAAAAAUCCACUUAUUUUAUGCUUGUAAUACAUAAAUUUCCCCUCAGACCUAAGUUCAUAAUUUGUAGACAUUGCUCAUUCUCUGAUACAUUAAUACAUAUACUAAAUAUAAAUAAAUUAAUCAAGAAUGCUUAAAAAUCCAAGUUAACAUGAUGCUGUAUCGAAAAACAAGACAAAAACAAAAAAACAAAACAACCCCCAAGAAAACAUAAAAACCAAACCUUGCACAAUCUCCAUUCUGUGUAAAUACCCCCACUAAAAUGUCAGUUGUGCUAAGGGAUUCCACUUCAGUGCAGAAAUGCAUUGAUUUGAUGUAUCCUUGUUGGUUUUAAGGUCUUUAGCACUUCUGUUUCUAAGUAUCACCUUGCUUUGAAAUGAUGAGUAAUUGCUACCAAAUCACAAAUCAUCACAAAUCUAUUUUAGUUUAGUCUGAAUAAAAUCCAGCAUAAAUGU
Molecule: messenger RNA, 1899 nt
Organism: Mus pahari (shrew mouse)
Lineage: Eukaryota; Metazoa; Chordata; Mammalia; Rodentia; Muridae
Gene: Lrrc28
Product: leucine rich repeat containing 28
Exons: 6
Coding region: 153-617 (154 amino acids)
Molecular function (GO): protein binding
Source: RefSeq, a predicted model, not a curated record